GUGUGAGAUAUUUGCCAAUGAUUUCCGGUUUCUGAGGAAGGCGUGCGCGAAUGCGUGUGUGACGUAAAGUCCGCAGGAGAGCGCAGUGUGUGCGUCAUGCUAUCAUGGCGCUGAAGACAAACCGCGGAUUAAAAUCUCUCCAUCCUUUCUGUUGGUCAGCGGCUCAGUGAAGUUAUGAUAAAUGAUGACGUCUGGAAACAAAGCCAUGGAUCUGCAGAUCCAGAUGAGACAGAACGCUGAAGAUCUGCAGAGCUUCAUAAAGGAGCUGGACAACUGGGAGGAAGAGAUCAAGAUGAAAGAUCAACAGCUUUGCACUGGAAACAUCAAUGAAACACAAAAAAAUCUCCCGCCGGUGAGGAACAAGGAUUUUAAAAAGACAAAGCAGAGGGUGAAACGUCAGACUAAGAGAAACAACGGUGUGAAAGAGCGAAAGGAAACCGAACGAAUAAAAUCAUAUGAUUAUCAAGCCUGGGACAGAUUAAAUGUGGAUAAAGUUUUGGAGUCCAUGGACGCAGAGGAGAGUCCCGUUCAGUCCAAUGAGUCCGACUCCGAGGCAAUUCAGGUGGACAGAGAUCUGGCGCUCGCUGAAAAAGAGAAAGGAAAUGAAUUGUUCAAAUCUGGUCAGUAUGACGCAGCCAUUGAGUGUUACACCAGAGGAAUGAAUGCAGACCCCUACAACCCUGUGCUGCCUACAAACAGAGCCGCCUCCUUCAUCAGACUAAAGAAGUUCGCUGUGGCCGAGUCCGACUGUAAUUUGGCAAUCGCUCUGGACAGUAAAUAUAUGAAAGCUUACGCCAGGAGAGGAGCCGCACGCACCGCUCUGAGAAACCAUCAGGGGGCGCUGGACGAUUAUGAGAUGGUUCUUAAACUGGAUCCUGGAAACUUUGAGGCUGAAAAUGAAAUCAAGAAACUGCAGCAGCAAAUGGCUGCGACUGCAGAGCAGACGCCAGAAGAGAGUCAGACAGCUGUGACUGCAGCGCAGACGCCAGAAAAUAGUCAAACACCUGUGACUGCAGCACAGACGCCAGAAAAUAGUCAGACAGCUGCGACUGCAGAGCAGACCGUCGAUCCAAUCAAACUCCAGCAGCUGCAGGAGGAACAAAGGAAACAGGAAGCUGUCAUGUAUAAAGAUCGAGGCAAUGCAUACUUCAAAGAAGGGAAGUAUGAAGCCGCUGUGGAGUGCUACAGUAAAGGAAUAGAAGCAGAUGACACAAACGCUCUUCUGCCUGCAAACAGAGCCAUGGCGUACCUGAAACUACAGAGGUUCAAUGAGGCUGAGCAGGACUGCAGUGCAGCCGUUUCUCUGGAUGUCACAUACUCGAAAGCGUUCGCAAGACGAGCGACGGCCAGAGUCUCUCUGGGAAAAAUCAAAGACGCCAUAGAAGAUUUUGAGCAGGUCCUGAAGCUGGAGCCAGGAAACAAACAAGCCUUAAAUGAGAUUGAGAAACUCAAAGCGGAAUUGAGAGCAAGCGACUGUCUGGUUACAGAGGAGAAGAGAAUCAUACAGCCUAUCAAUAAACCUGAACAUCUCAGAUCAACUAAACCACUGCGGAGGAUUGACAUACAGGAGGUAGGAGAGAUGUUCUCGUCUGUUAAUUCCUGUAUAUCUAAACCUUCUCCUGUCCUCUCCUCACCUCAUCACAAGAUCCAGAAGAUAGAGGAGAUCUCCGACACCGCACACCUCUCCACAGAAUCUGAUGGGAAUGUUUCUGGAUCUCAAAAGGAGAGAAAGGAACUUCGUGUAGAUCAAGUGUGCGUCUCAUCUGGAGAAUCAGAAUGGAUUCCUCCUCCACCCAGCAACAGUUUUCAGCUGGAGGCCGACCUGAGGAAGAUCAGCAGUUCCCCACAAUCCACCUACAGAUAUUUAAAGCAAAUCAGUCCAGAUGUUUAUCCAAAGAUCUUCCAGAACUCUCUGGAGCCUGAUACUCUCAAUCACAUCCUCAAGAUCUUUCACACAUUUUACAUUCAACAUGAAGAAGCUUCGGUUCUGCUGGACAUCCUGAGAAAUCUGGCCAGUGUGAAAAGAUUUGACAUGGCCAUCAUGUUCAUGUCAUCUGCUGAGAAGAAAGUGAUACAGGAUCUGUUCGACUGGAUUCAUCGCUCUGGUCUGGAAGAGGAUUCUGUUGGAGACCUACGGCAGAAAUACGGUCUUUGACCUCUGCUUACAGAAACUAUGGACGUUUAUAUGAUCUAAAUCACCUGUUUAAACUGACAGUGUUUGAGCUCCGGUCAUCAUCACACAGAACAUCAUCUCUCCUGUGAAAAUGAUCAAUUCAUUAUUCUGUUUGUUUGUUAUAAAUGCUUGUCUGUGAUUAGUUGACCAUUAAAUGCAUCUAAAUUCCUCAAAA
Messenger RNA from Misgurnus anguillicaudatus (oriental weatherfish), 2348 nucleotides. The record is from RefSeq and is a predicted model, not a curated record. NCBI's taxonomy places the organism in Eukaryota, Metazoa, Chordata, Actinopteri, Cypriniformes, Cobitidae.